AGGCACGAGCUGAACACUGGUCAUAAUGUUUGUCUCGAGCCUUUUCCUGGCUGUCAUAUGGGUGCCGAAUGUUUGGACUAUACAACAUGUUGCAGGCUGUGGGAAUCAACAGAUGGAGAUAGAAGGACGAUGCUGCAACUUGUGUCCUCCAGGUGAAUUUGUGAAGGCGUUCUGCACAGAGCAAGAUCAAACUGUCUGUAGCCCCUGUGACACGGGCUUCUACUCCAGUGCAUAUACCAUGUUUAGCAAGUGUGAGGAAUGCUUGUCAUGCCCACAAGAAUAUGUUGAGAAAUGUACAGCGACCGCAAACGCUAAAUGUCGGUGCCGUUCUGGUUUCCUGUGCUCCAACAAUGUCUGCUCACGCUGUGAGGAAAACAAAUGCGUCACGGGGGAGAGACCAAACAAGACGGUGACAGCCAAAUCUUUGGUAGACGGGUCGGAAGAGUACUCAUAUCACUGUGAGCCCAUCUGCCCCGAUGAUGCAUAUUAUGAGGUGAAAGACAAUGUCUGCAAGCCACGAACACAGUGCGCUAGAAAUGGACUUCCUGAGCUGUUUCCGGGUAACAAAACCCACAACUCCGUUUGUGAUAGAGGUGAGAGGCCCACAAACCAUGGAGACAUUAUUCAUGUGAUCAUUGGCAUCGGAUUUGUUCUGGUUUCUCUCACCCUCCUCAUCCUUCUGUCCUACGCCUGUAUGAAGAAACUUAUGAAGCACAAACCAAAAGAUAACUCCAUCAACGUCGUAGCGGUCUCCGCCAAUACCAGUGAGUAUCACCUGUCAAAGGAGGAGAGCGGGUGUCAGCUCAUCAUCCAGGACGAAUCAAAGCACGGCGACAGUUUGGGUCACCUGCAUCUGGAACAUGUCAGCUUGUUUUGAUAACAAGUCUAAGACGUCACGAACAGUCUGUUCAAACACAAGCUAUGUUACUGAUGUAACAGGACAAAUAGUUGUACUCAGCAUCAGAACACAUAUAUAGCAUAUAGAGAUGUCUGUUUAGGUUAUGGACACAUGUUGGUGAAUGAAAGGUACCUGGUUCCAGAUGUCCAGGUGUGAAUGUUUGUGUGUGUUUGAAAUAUUAAAUAGUUAUUUUUCUUAAAUGCAACAAAGAAAGGUGGGGUUUGAUUGUAAAGAUUAUUUUGUAAAUUUUCUGACAAAUAAAUUUCUAUUUUUUAGUGUUCCAAAGAUUCUCAACUCUUUUUUUUUUUCUUUUGGUCAUCAGAUAAUGAUAAUUAGGGGCAGCUGUCGUAGGUGGAUUGGUGGUUCAGUCUGUCCACCCACCACACACAUCCUCCUGACGUGAGUUCUGCUGCCAUCUAAAAACAUGGGCAUGGGUUUGAAUAAUAAACAAAAAC
Molecule: messenger RNA, 1353 nt
Organism: Acanthopagrus latus (yellowfin seabream)
Lineage: Eukaryota; Metazoa; Chordata; Actinopteri; Spariformes; Sparidae
Gene: tnfrsf18
Product: tumor necrosis factor receptor superfamily, member 18
Exons: 7
Coding region: 26-877 (283 amino acids)
Biological process (GO): positive regulation of T cell migration; positive regulation of peptidyl-tyrosine phosphorylation; positive regulation of cytokine production involved in immune response
Cellular component (GO): external side of plasma membrane
Molecular function (GO): protein binding
Source: RefSeq, a predicted model, not a curated record